AUGCUGCAUAACGAAACCGAUGACAGCAUGUCAACAAGCAUUCCUCUGCUGGCGGCCAUUAGUGGUGCCGGGGGCAUUCAAAAGGCCGAUAUUGUUAAACGUCUGGAACAAUUGAACAAAUGGCAGGAGGAGCAGAAACAAUUAUUAGCACUGAGGCAAAAUGUGCAACGACAAAUGCUGGGCAUGGAACAAAAGACAAUGUAUCAAAUGUUGGGGUUACAUGGUGGUGGUGAUGACGAGGAGGAGGGUGAUGCAUCAAGUGAAGUAGAUGAGAGUAGACAGGAGUAUGAAGAAGGUGGUGAGCAUCCAGAUGAUGAUGGAGAAAAUGAAAAUCACAGCUAUUCCACAAGGGAUCAAUUGACCACACAGCACAGCAUGGAACCGUCAUCAUAUAAAACUCUGACAUCUGGCUAUGGUACAGAGGAAUAUAUAGAUAUACCACAACAAGCUGUACAGAAACCCAAGAGACCUUUUUUGAAAAGAGGCGAAGGUUUGAAACAACGAUUUAAAAUCGAUCCCGAGGAAUUGAGAAUAACAAAUUUGCCACGCUAUAAAUAUGCCAAUGCCCACCCCAAGCUUAAGGCAAAGACAAACAAAAAGGCUACUACUAAAGCGGUACAAAAGCCAAAGGUACAGGAUGUCAGACCUCCUUCACCCCCAUUAAAUGUCUUGGAUGCCAAUGAGAAACGAUUCCAACAACUGUUGAUCUCAUCGAAAAAUGUAUGCAAUUCCACACCGGAUACCAAGUCCUCACUGAUGUCAAGUAAAAAUAUUUCCAGUUCUUCCUCCUCAACAUCGACAAAUAGUUCUCAUAGCUUGCCCAAAGUUCGAUUUGUAGAGACAACUCCUCCUGUGAAUAAUAAUAGCAAUGGAAUGGUUCACAAAUAUCCCAAUAAUGAAGUGGCAAGGCCAGCUCCACCAAGUGCCCUGGCCUGGUCUAAAAUUUUAGAUUCACAACAAAUUAAACCCUUACCCAUUCUGCGUACAAAUAGUUGUGAUCGGCAAAAUCUGCCACAAAGUGAAGAGGAUAUUUUUGAGUUGUUGGAGCAGAAAGCCAAAAAUGGUAGCUUUGACAUGGACUCGACCUGCAUGCGGCAAUUUAUGCAACGUCGUACCACUGAGACGAAAUUUAAUGACACCGAUGUUAUACCCGUUAACGAUCAAUUAAGGACAAGACGUUUACAACCCAUUGUUAUUGGAGGAGGUGGCGGUCAGAAUAAUCGCGAUGAAUCCACAUCUUCCCUGGAGGAAGAAAAUGAUGAAAACUCAACAAUUAUACCUAAUAGUACCGAGGCCGGAGAAGAAUCUACACAAAAGACAUUGGAAUCCACAAAUUCACAAUUUGUCACUCCCAACAGCAGGGCUUCAGAGAAUCGUGUACGUUUCUCGGAGUGCCAUGACACCCGAGAAUUUCAUGAAGAACAGACGGUCAGUGAUUUCUCCAAUUUUACCAAUGCCAACGAAACGCCCGGAGAUCUUUCGAAUAAUGUGUUUUUUGAACAAUUUAAAAAGGCCCUCUUUGCUGCCCUGCAAGAUAAGGCUGAACAACAUGAGACCUCAAAUUCCAUGAUGGAAAGUGAAGGAGGAGGCGGAGGGGAUGAAACAACUCUCACCUCCAAGGAUUCAUUUAUGGAAUCAAAUACCUCGCUACCUCUUCCACCCAACUCCCUGGAAUUACAAGAAAAAACCCAAUUAAUUAAAACCCGUCUCGAAGAGCUGGAAAAAGAAAUUGCCCUGUUCAAGCAAAACAAUGCUCAAUUAAUGAAGGCCAAACAGGAACAUGAAUUACUUAUAUCACAACAUGCCCAGGAGCAAUUGGAAGCCACUGAACGUUUGAACGAUGAACGCAUUCAAAUGGAAAUCUAUUUACAUGAUGAACGAAUGAAACUCGAAGAGGACAAACGGAAGUUUGAACAGUCGUGUAAAAUGAAAACUCAAGCUAUGGCCAGCAAAGAACGUAAAGAAAUGGAAAAGCUAAGGGAACAAGUUGCCCAGCUGGAGGCACAAUUGAAGACAAAAGAUUCCAAUCAUGCUGCUGCUCAGGCUCGAUGGCGUACACAAAUUCGCACCAUGGAAAGGGAAGAGAAACGGCUGCAUGAACAAAUUGAAUUGCUCACCAAGGAAAAUAAACGUUUGGAAAAUGAAAUGCUCAAGGCUAGCCGGGAAAAUAAUAAUAAAUUACUGCAGGAGAUUAAUCGGAAUAUUGCCAAAUUGGCGCCGAAACAGACCCAACAUGCCUCAAUAUCAUUUCCCAGCGAUGAUCAACCUCCCGUUCUGGCCUCAUCGAAAAAUACAACAAAACCGGGUACAACAAAUAAAAAUUCAAAAUCUCCUUCUAAGAAAACGAAAAGGAUAACAAAAACAAAUACAACUACUUCGACGGCUAGCAAUCGUACCAUUAUGAAACAAGAACAGCACAGUUUUCCCGAUACUCCAUCUUCGGAUGAAAAUUAUACGGAACUAGGUUUUCAAAAAAGUGUUACAAAACCCAAAAGUCCGCAUACAUCAGCCUAUAGCGGAUACCCUGAAGUAGGUGAAGAUGAGGAUGAUGAUGAUAUUUUACAGGAGUUGCAGGCAAACAACAAUCGAACCCCCAUUACAACAAACAAAGUAUCCCCAGCAUCCUCCUCCCAGAUGAAGGAAUCGAAAUCAACAGCGAAUAAUGAAAACAAAUCACCCGAUGAUGAUAAUUUGAAACGUGAGAUACUCAAUGCGGAUGGUAGUAAAGAUAUUUGGUAUCCAAAUGGUAAUUUAAAGAAAAUCUCCGCCGAUGGUAUGCUGAUACGGAUGCUGUACUAUAACAAAGACAUUAAGGAGACAAACAUAAAUGAGGGCACAGUGAAAUAUUAUUAUCACGAGACAAAUACAUGGCACACCACCUAUUUGGAUGGUUUGGAAAUUCUGGAAUUUCCCAAUGGCCAGAUAGAACAUCGUCAUAAAACGGGUUUGGUGGAAGUGCAUUAUCCAAAUAAUUCAGUAAAAAUAAUCGAUCCACGUGAUGAAAAGAAAGCCGAAGAAUGGCGUUUCCCAGAUGGUACUCACCUAGUGCAGAUGCGUAAUGGUGAUAAAAUCCUCUCUCUACCAAAUGGUCAGAAAGAGAUACACACCAAACUGCAAAAACGUCGUGAAUAUCCAGAUGGUACAGUGAAAAUUGUCUACCCGGAUGGUAGUACCGAGACACGUUAUUCUAAUGGACGGGUGCGUCUCAAAGAUAAGGAGGGAAAUUUGGUAAUGGACACCGAGGAGACGAAAUGAAAAUUAUUU
Molecule: messenger RNA, 3264 nt
Organism: Musca vetustissima
Lineage: Eukaryota; Metazoa; Arthropoda; Insecta; Diptera; Muscidae
Gene: Sas-4
Product: centromere protein J
Exons: 2
Coding region: 1-3255 (1084 amino acids)
Biological process (GO): cilium assembly; centriole elongation
Cellular component (GO): nucleus; centriole; centrosome
Molecular function (GO): tubulin binding
Source: RefSeq, a predicted model, not a curated record